AUGAAGGGCUUCUUUCUAGAGAGAAUAAGCCAGUCGCCUGCCAUCAAGUGCGCAGGAUGCGUUAAAGAAGGCGCGUAUGUAGUGUACGAUGACACUGUUGAAUUUCUGGGAACAGAGAAUGUCCUCAAAUUAAACAGCCAAAUCGAAUGGGCUGUGUCAAAUAGCGAAGAGGUAUUUGUGAUACUGAGCACAGGCAUAUGCACAAUAAAAAACAUGAAAGUAUCGAAUAUAGUGCAAAUGGACCUGGAGAAUGUUGCAGUAAAAGAGGCGUGGCUUAAAAACUCAAAAAUAUUUAUUCUUGUAGAUAACGAAGUGUUGAUCUACAACAUAAAAACACAGAAAAUGCACAGAUACAAUCCGUAUGGGCACCAGAUAGUGGAUAUGUCCGUGGACUAUUCAAAGGACACAGAGUUUAUUCUUCUUUUGUCGUCGCAUGACGGAAGAGUAGUGCGCACCAUCGGAAUAAACAGCACACUUGAAGAAAUAGGCCAAGUGUCUGUGUCUAAGAAAGUGUACAGAAUAUGCAGCACACCGAAUAAGGGGUUUCUAGCAGUGGAAAAAGAGAGACUGCUUUUGUACUCAGACACAGCGCAGCCAACAGGCGCAAACAGCUCAAUGAUCAGCAACGUAAAGAGCAUGUGUUUUGGCGGGCCCUUGGUCAGAGCGAUCUCCAUACUGUCUGAAGACAAGUGUGCUCUGAGUAUGCUAACGGAUGAAAUAUGUAUGCUCAGUUUGAGCGAUUUUGUUGUAACGGGAUACAUCAAUGCCAAUGGAAUAAUCAGCGAGUACAUCGUAAGAAAUGGCGAGUGUGCGUAUGUAUACAACAGAAGAGGAGAGAUGGGGGUGCUAGAAGACGGAAAAAUCCGAAGAAUCCGAAAAGGAAGUAAAAUAAAAAAUAUAAAGGUAUUUGAAGAGUACGGCACUACGCCUGUAUAUGCCCUAAAAGAAGAAGGAAACGGAAAUGCCAUCGCAAAGAUCGAAAGAAGAAGGAAAAAGACAGAGUGCGGAAGAGUGGAGAUAGAAGGUGCUCCAAGACAGAUAAAGAGCAGCGGAUCAACCAUUCUUGUGGAGUACAAAGACAGAAUGGAAAUACUGUUCUACAAAGAAGAUGUAAAGUAUAAAGAAAGCGUGAAAGUAUGGGGAGACAUGGCAGUCUGUGCUGUCUAUGACAAAGGCGUAUACUUCAUGAGCAGAACAGGAGUAAUAGGAAGACACGAAGGAGGCAGUACGUAUGAGCACUGCAUGAGCUGCAGCUACCAUAAGAAGACAGAUAAUGAAAAUGAAGUAUUUAUCACACAUUCUCACAGUAAUCAUGAUAAUAUUGCCAGUAAUGGAAAUAAUAACAGCAACAACAUAGUAGUAUGUGCUGACAUGUACGAGAGCGAGUUAGUGUUCUGUACGGUGGAUGGCGUGUACACUUGGGACUAUCUGGAGAGCAAAGUUAAGUAUUUGGGAAAGUACAUGGCUAUUUCACUGUGCAUUUACAAACACAGGAUUAUAAUAGGAGAAGAGUCUAGCACAACGGUUUUGUUCACUAAGUCAAAUGCAUCCCACACUCUAUCAAUUGCAGGAAGAAGAGUCCUUCCCAUCAAUGAGACGGAGUAUCUAUUGCACAAGUACGACGGCAGCCUUUGGUGUGUCUCCGGUGCCAAUAAGUACAAUGUGCACACAGGAUCUGUUAUCAUAAAAAAUAUUUUAUACGAGAACAACUCGGUGCUGAUCAAUACAACCAACAGCACAAUAGUGGUGCACACGAAUAGAAUGGGAGUAGUGCAGGCUGAAUACAUAGAGAACAUUGGAUCGCAUGGAGUAGCCUGUUUUUCCAUGGAGAACCGCUUAAUUGUAUAUUCUCCCGAUAAAAAUACUCACUAUCUAGUAUUUUAUGCAUUAGCAGAUAGCAAGAACAGCCACGCAAAAGAGAGUGAGUAUGUAAGCACAGACACUCUGUACAAGGAAGACAUCCUGGACUUUGUACCUCUGGACGGGUGUAUGGUUAUUCUCUCAAGCAAAGAUAGAAAAAUUGGAACAGCAGAGGAUGUCUCACUGGAAACUGAACAGAGCAUUUAUGUUAAACUGUACUGCGGUACAGCCCUUCUGGAUGUAGUAUCGUAUGAUAAUGUGUACGGUGUGCAUGCAAUGAGGAUGCAAAGCCGAAUAGUCAUGGGAGUAAAUACAAUGAGUGGGUUUGCCCUAGUUUUGCUGGAAGUAAAAAAUGAUAAAAUAGCAGAAAUAUCGAGAAUAUCAACAGAAUCAGUGAAUAUCUUAUCAAUAAGCAGACAGAAGAGCGCGAUAUACUGCACAACAACAGACGGUCUAAUGAUAUACACGGUAUCUAACUCCAGGAUAAAAAGAGCGCAGAGUGUUGUACAGCCAGUAGAUGCAAAGUAUCAGAUAAGCAGAGGACAUCUGAUAGAAUGCGUGCUUUCACAGAUAAAAAUGUACGGGUUGGAUGCAGAAAGCAAACUGCCAGUCAACAUGGCAUCCGUAUACAUCGACAGAAUGAAAAGCAAUCACAAGUCGCUGGGCCUGUUUAAUAGCGAAUAUUCUCUAUUGGGAUACACGCACGAAGAAGGCGGCUCUGUUUCUGUGCUGCACACAUCUGACAACCACUGCAGAAAACUUCUAUCUGUAUCGCUGCCGUCGGGAGUGGUGAAAAUAGAAAGAGUAUCGCUAUCUUUGAUAGAAAGAUCAGAUACGCUAUUCAUCCUUACAGAGACUGGGGAUAUAUACAGGGCAGCAAUAGUCACUGAUGAAGUGAUCAGCGCACUUUCACUGAAUAUAGCACAGAAUAACAUGGUUCUGUUUACAUCGGAGACAUUUGUGUCUGUUGAGUCAUUCAGUGAUAGAAAAGCAUCAGUCCAUGCGUCGGAGGAGGUGGUGAAUGCGCUGUCUGAGCUGCUAUAG
Messenger RNA from Nematocida minor, 2904 nucleotides. RefSeq lists its product as uncharacterized. The transcript has a single exon. NCBI's taxonomy places the organism in Eukaryota, Fungi, Microsporidia. Bases 1 to 2904 code for a protein of 967 amino acids. The record is from RefSeq and is a predicted model, not a curated record.